Messenger RNA from Impatiens glandulifera, 1513 nucleotides. RefSeq names its product mitotic spindle checkpoint protein BUBR1. Gene Ontology annotation, biological process: meiotic sister chromatid cohesion, centromeric; mitotic spindle assembly checkpoint signaling. The transcript has 11 exons. The record is from RefSeq and is a predicted model, not a curated record. Bases 114 to 1274 code for a protein of 386 amino acids. NCBI's taxonomy places the organism in Eukaryota, Viridiplantae, Streptophyta, Magnoliopsida, Ericales, Balsaminaceae. Gene Ontology annotation, molecular function: protein kinase activity.
AUGGUGGAAGAGUGAAUUUCAAAAUUUGAAUUCCCCCCAUUUCCAUUAGCCUCUCCCUCUUUCUCUCUCUCUCACACACACACACACACAGAAGGUUCACAACGGUCGCAGAAAUGGAGACGACGAGCAUCUUAGAUCCAGAGUCGGAGUUCCUUGCUUCGAAACGAGAGACAAGCAACGAAUGGGAACUCUUCAAGGAGAAUGUUCGUCCAUUGAAGAGAGGCCGUAAUAUUCAGCUCCUCAAUCAGUCACUCAAAUCGCAAACUGAUAAAAAUCUCAAGAAAACCCUUCUUGACCAUCGAAGGAAGUUAGUUGAAGCGAUUGAUGAAUACAAAGGAGAUGACCCCCUCAAGCCUUGGAUUGAGUGCAUUAAAUGGGUACAAGAGAGUUUUCCUCCUGGUGGAGAUUCCUCAGGAUUGAUUGUGAUCUAUGAACAAUGCGUGCGUAGCUUUUGGCAUGAUGAUCGUUACAAAGAAGAUCUACGUUAUCUGAAAGUUUGGAUUGAAUAUGCUGAAAAUUGUUUAGAUGCUGAAGUCAUAUACAGUUUUCUUGAAACAAACAACAUUGGGCAGACCCAUUCUAUGUUCUAUAUAUCGUAUGCAUUACUUAUGGAAUCGAAGAACAAGAUUAGAACAGCAAAUGAAAUAUUUAAUAGAGGGAUCUCUAGGGAUAGUCAGCCUAUUGAGAAACUAAGGUUUGCUUACAAGAAGUUCUUUGCAAGGUCAAUGACAAGAACAAAUGCUCCAGAGGAGGAUGUUGUGGAAAAUCCUUUACCAGUUAGAAGUUUUGGAACUUUAUUGACAAAGGGAACACAACGAGUGGGUAAAUCUGAUUUGACAAGGAAUAAGGCUAAUCUAGACAGGUCUCAGAAGACUGGAUUCACCAUUUUAAAAGAUAGCACCAAUGUGCCCAGCAGUCAUGCCACCACUCAAACUGAUCUUCCAAAAACUGACUUGAAAUCUUGGCCUACUCUUGGAGCACGAGCAGAGAGGAAUAAAGAGAACAAUGCAAUCCCUGCCAAGUGGAAAUCCGUCAAGAUUCCACAGACAAUUGGGAGUAGAACUGGUGGCACAGUAGCUAGUGCUAGCAGCAUUGAAGUUUUUGUGGAUGAAGAGUGUGCAGAAAAGCACAAUAAAGUAGUGGGCAAUAAUGAGAAAAGUAAGAAAUCUGGUUUGCACCUUAGGAAUGGAGAUGUCCAUGAGAUUAAAAAGGAGACAGUACUCUUAAGAGAGAAUCCAUUGCGCAAUUUCCCACUCGGUUGCCUUCCCCGUUGAGAAAGACUCUUCUUUCGAUUUUUUAAAACUAGUUAUUAAUGAAUGGGGUAUGGUUAAGCUUUUACCUUUAAAGCAUGAUCCAUAUAAAUGUUGAUUUGUUGUGAUCAUGUUCGGCUAGUACUAGCACUCGCUAGCCGUGUUUCUACAAAUGUAAUCGAUCUACUCUAGUUGUUGUUUGUGUUUGCGCGUUUCUUUGUCAUUUGAACUCGUUAUAAUUGAGAAAAUGAUUGUUUGCCAUA